This is a messenger RNA of Histoplasma mississippiense, 513 nucleotides long. RefSeq lists its product with no specific name. NCBI's taxonomy places the organism in Eukaryota, Fungi, Ascomycota, Eurotiomycetes, Onygenales, Ajellomycetaceae. Bases 1 to 513 code for a protein of 170 amino acids. The record is from RefSeq and is a predicted model, not a curated record. The transcript is spliced from 5 exons.
AUGAAAGACAAAACCCCUUCAACGGAUACACAAAUAAGUCAAGCAAAGAGAGUUCCGAAAGAGAAAAUCGGCAAUCCGACUACGCGGAACCAGGCAGGGGUGAGCCUGCGUACCGAAGCCGGCUCAACGGCACGGGAGCAACAACAACCAGAAGCUUCAACCAGCUAUCUGGCUCCGCAAGGAGGAUAUGCAACGUAUUCCAAACCAGACCAAAUCAGAAAUGCAAUAUAUAUGAAGGAAAUAAAAACAGCGUACCGAAUUGUUAAAUCGGCCCCUCAUCUUAUCUUUGAAGCGGUUGAAGCCGCCCUCGCCCAUUUUCAGUGCCAUAUCGCCGCAUCAUGUCGAGGAGAGGGGGAAGCCGGGAAGCCGGGUGUUUGUUAUGUGUAUUCCGUACCGCGCACGAGAUGGAGUCGAGCUAUGGCAUUGAAACAGCUUCGCUUCCGCUCUAAGUUGCACGACGCUAAGGCAAGACUCCUACACGAUAUGACAGCGCCAAGGGAAAUCCUGCAUUGA